Mangifera indica (mango) is the source of this 2968-nucleotide messenger RNA. Its product is annotated as protein EMBRYO SAC DEVELOPMENT ARREST 30-like. The coding region runs from base 465 to 2444 and encodes 659 amino acids. Gene Ontology annotation, cellular component: cytoplasm; Golgi apparatus; chloroplast. NCBI's taxonomy places the organism in Eukaryota, Viridiplantae, Streptophyta, Magnoliopsida, Sapindales, Anacardiaceae. The transcript has 11 exons. The record is from RefSeq and is a predicted model, not a curated record.
UAAGGCUGCAAACUGUCGUUUGAAAGAAAAACGAAAAAAAUGUGUUGUAUUUUCGAAUAGCUCCAUCUCUUAAUUCCGAUUUAGAUUGAUGUAGAACGCUAAAUUCGAUAAGACGCAAAGGAUUUUUUGUUUUCCAUAUACGAUGUAAUUAGCUCCAGCGGAUUACUCAGAAUAGAAAACACUCAAAAUCAAUUCUCACCGAACUCUCACUCCAAAACAAAACAAAUCUACUCCGAAUUUAACGUUUUCUCGGAGUGUAUUUUCUCAUCUCCCAGUCACUCUCAAUCGUACUGAAUCUCUUCCUUUGGCUUCCCACAAAGUAGAGCUAGAGGGAAAACUAGAAGAAAGUCAAAUUUUGAAUCUAAAUCUUUCAGUUUUAGUCUUUUAAUUUAGAUCACUUGACUUGAAGCCUACAGUAGGGUUUUGUUGCUGGAUAUCAAGAUCGACUACUUUGAUGAAAAAAGAUGUUGUUCAAAUCAAAGCUAAAAUGGGUAGCUUUAUUUGUGCUUGGAAUGUCAACGGCAUCUCUUGUGGUGCAUCUUUCUAUUACAAAAUUUUCAGAUAUGGGGUUGGUGCAAUACAGUCCCAUCUCAGGUUUUCGCCAGGACUUUGCUUCUUUAAUUGGAACUCAGGGUCGUUGGAACAAAAAGCUAUGGGGGCCUAUCAAGUCAUUAGAGUCUUUGCAGCCAUACGCCAACCCAAGGAACAAUUAUCCUGCUCCUACUGAAAAGGGCAAUGGUUUCAUAUAUGCAAAAGUUUUUGGUGGGUUUGCAAAAAUAAGAUCUUCGAUAUGUGAUCUUGUCACCAUAUCCAGGCUUCUAAAUGCUACUCUUGUCAUUCCAGAGAUUCAAGAAAGUCUUCGCUCAAAGGGAAUCAGUUAUAAGUUCAAGAGUUUUUCUUAUCUCUACGAUGAAGAGCAAUUUAUAGCAUCACUCACAAAUGAUGUAAUCAUUGUGAAGAGCCUCCCUGAAAAUUUGAAGGCAUCAAGGAAGAGGAAGGAGUUCCCGAAUUUUAAGCCCAAAAGUUCAGCUUCUCCAGAUUAUUAUAUCAAAGAAAUUUUACCGCAAUUACAGAAAGCCAAAGUUAUUGGAUUAAUUCUUACUGAUGGAGGAUGCCUGCAGUCCAUUCUUCCACCAAUCAUGUCUGAGUUGCAGAGACUUAGAUGCAGGGUUGCCUUCCAUGCGCUGCAGUUUCGUCCUGGAAUUCAGAUUCUUGGCCAGCGUAUGUUGGAAAGAUUACGAUCAUGGGGCCAUCCAAUUCUAGCUUAUCAUCCUGGUUUAGUGAGAGACACAUUGGCUUAUCAUGGUUGUGCAGAACUUUUUCAGGAUGUUCACACUGAACUCAUACAACACCGCAGGGCACAGAUGAUCAAACAAGGGAUUCUUAAAGAAAAACUUAGCAUGGACUCACACUUGCGUAGAGAUAAUGGUUCAUGUCCCCUCAUGCCUGAAGAGGUUGGAGUUCUCCUUCGGGCAAUGGGCUAUCCUCCAAAAACAAUUGUAUACCUUGCAGGUUCUGAAACUUUUGGCAGUCAACGUGUUCUUAUCCCUCUGCGUGGCAUGUUUCCCAAUUUAGUGGAUCGCACUUCCUUGUGCAGCAAGAAAGAAUUGUCUGACCUUAUUGGUCCUGAAACAUCACUUCCACUAGAUCUUUUUCAACCACCUCCUUCUAAAAAUGCAAAACAAUUGAAAGAAGAGUGGAAUAAGGCUGGUCCACGGCCUCGACCUCUUCCUCCACCUCCAGAUAGACCCAUUUAUCGACAUGAAAAAGAAGGUUGGUAUGGGUGGAUCACAGAGACUGACAAAGAACCAAAUCCUUCCGCUAUGGAUUUGAGGAUGCAAGCACAUAGGUUACUCUGGGAUGCUCUUGAUUAUAUUAUCUCUGUUGAAGCUGAUGCAUUCUUUCCUGGUUUUCACAAUGAUGGUAAAUGGCCAGAUUUUGCUGGUUUGGUUAUGGGACAAAGGCUUUACGAGAGUGCUUCAUCUAGAACAUAUAGGCCAGACAGAAAAGUUGUUGCCAAGUUAUUCAACAUUACUCGUGAGAAUCUUUACCAUCCCAAGCAUAAUUGGACCCUUUCAGUGAAGGAACAUCUGAACAAAAGCUUGGGUGAAGAGGGUCUUAUUAGGCAAUCCUUGCUGUCGAAGUCAAUGUUAUUUUUGUCACACCCUCUUCCAGAGUGCUCUUGUAGAAUUUCUUCUGUUAAGGUCCCAUAUCAAGUCAAAGGUAAUGGUGGCCGUUCUCUGUAUGGUGGUGAAGAUGAAUGCCCCAAAUGGAUACAGCAUGGUCAAGAAGCUGCUUCUUUGGACGCACGUGGUAAUAAUGAUAAUAGUGAAUCUUCAGAUUAUGAAGAAACAACUGAACUCUCCGAAUCUGAUGAUAAUGAUGGCAAAAAUACUGCAACUUUACCCUUUGAUCGUGAUGAAGAAUGGGAUCCUAAUGACUAGAAUUUAACACAACAAUGAUAAGAUUUCAUGGUUUUAUCAACAGCUGUGGCACUCUGGUUUCCAGAUUUUUCUACUGGAAUGUAAUUUUUCAGGGCACAGAAAGUAGCAUAAGCAGGUAAUUUUUUCAUUUUACACUUGCAGCGUAGCACUUGAGAGCAAUAAGUGUUCAGAUUUAUUCUUUUUAAGUUUCAAGAUACUCUCCAAUUACAGAAAAAGAAAAUUAGUUGUAUACUUUCAUAGAUCAGACAUUUUUUGGUGGGAAAGUUAUACAGUGAGUACAAGAUGAUCACAGGCAUAGCAGAAACUGGUUAUUUUCUUUUGUGAAACUGGGAAUGUUUCAUAGUGGGGGAGUUGAAUGUGGAUAUUGGACUUUCAUAGUACAAUCUCAAUCUGAAUCCCUAUGCUAUGAUCAUUAAGUACCAAGAAUUUUUGUUUGUAUAUUGAGAACUGCAUUUCAUGUCCAAGUGUAAAUUUUUGUUUCAGAAGAAUAUCGAUGAUGAGAUAAAUUUAUAUCUUUUUGGUGA